GGGAGAAGCAGUUUUGUCAUCAAUUUUGCAAUUUCGUAUGUGUAAAAUAGGCUUAUACUUAUUUAGGUGUAUUAAUUUAUUUAGCCUUUAUGAAAGUUAGAUUUUAGGAAGGUGGAGAAAAGUAUAAAAAUAGAAGAUGGAAGAAAUUUUGAAAUUGGAGCAUCUUUCAUUAGUUUCCAAAAUAUGUACGGAACUGGAGAACCAUUUGGGAAUAAAUGAUAAAGACCUAGCGGAAUUUAUCAUAUCACUUGCUGAGAAAAAUAACACAUUUGAGAGUUUUAAAAAAGUCUUGGAAGAAAAUGGGGCUGAAUUUGCUGAUUCCUUCACAGCUAAUUUACUGAGAAUCAUACAUCACAUGCAACCAAAACAAUUGAAUGUCACUGAAGAUGAUAUUAAAAUUGAGAAUACUGAAAAGACAGAGAUGGAAAUAAAAAAGGAAAAGUACCCUGUACUUGCUCUUCCAAAUGAUCCCAAUGUUCGGAAAAUGCUUGAAAUGGAUGUGAAAGUAGCAGCUGAUGCAUUUGCAGAACUUGAAGCUAUGGCACCGGGUUUAGAGGACGUUGUCAAAAAAGAAAAAGUAGCCACAAAGAAAGAAUCUCGCAGGCACAGGAGUAGGAGCAGAAGUAAAGACAGGUCAUCAAGAAAAAAACGGUCACGGUCAAGAUCACCUCAUCAACGUAAGUUAAGGUUACACAAUCGAUCUAGGUCAAGGUCACCUCGUAGAUCUAGAUCAAGGUCACCUCGUAGAUCUAGAUCAAGGUCUAAAAGCAAAGAAAGAACAGCUUAUCAUAGCAAGUCACACAAAAGAGACAAGCAAGAGCAAAGAAGACAGGAUGAGAAACCCCCAGAGCCAGUUAUUGGUGAAAUUUAUAGUGGUAAAGUGACCAAUAUCAUGCAGUUUGGAUGUUUUGUUCAACUUGACGGGUUGAGGAAGAGGUGGGAGGGGCUGGUCCACAUAUCACAGCUUCGGCGAGAAGGACGUGUUACAAAUGUUGGUGAUGUUGUACAACGUGGACAGAGAGUUAAAGUAAAGGUUUUAUCUUUCACUGGGCAGAAAACAAGUUUAUCAUUAAAGGAUGUAGACCAAGAAACUGGAGAAGAUCUUAAUCCUGUACGAUCCAAAGGAUCAAUGAACAGUGAUGAUUCUGAGGAGGAGUCACUAAGAAAUCCUGAUCGUCCAUCAAGUCUACCUUUGAUCACCAAGCGAGAUGAUGAUGACAUGGAUAACAGGAGGAGAGUUCAAAGAAUAUCUUCCCCUGAAAAGUGGGAAAUUAAACAAAUGAUGUCUGCCAACUGUAUAGACAAGUCUGAGCUACCAGAUUUUGAUGAGAGUACAGGACUUUUACCAAAAGAUGAAGAUGAUGAUGAAGAUAUCGAGAUUGAGAUGGUUGAAGAAGAACCACCUUUUCUUCAUGGCCAUGGAAGGGCUAAUGUCCAAGACCUCAGUCCUGUUAGGAUUGUAAAGGUACACACUGAAGGACGUACUCUAGCGGCCAACAUGCGAGGUAUUGGUUUGUCAGGCCAAGAACUGCCUGAGUGGAAAAAACACAUAACAGGUGGAGCUAAGGCCUCUUAUGGAAAGAAAACUCAGCUAUCUAUUUUGGAACAGCGACAGAGUCUUCCUAUCUACAAGCUAAAAGAUGAACUAGUUAAGGCAGUGUCUGAAAACCAAAUCCUUAUAGUUAUUGGGGAGACAGGAUCAGGUAAAACUACACAGAUUACUCAGUACCUUGCAGAAGCAGGAUUUACAACCCGAGGAAAACUUGGAUGUACACAGCCAAGGCGUGUUGCUGCUAUGUCAGUGGCUAAACGUGUUGCUGAGGAAUUUGGUUGUAGGCUUGGACAAGAAGUUGGCUACACCAUUCGUUUUGAAGACUGCACAAGUCCUGAAACUUUAAUCAAGUACAUGACAGAUGGCAUGUUGCUUCGAGAGUGUCUUAUUGAUCCCGAUUUAAAGGGUUAUGCUGUUAUGAUGUUGGACGAAGCCCAUGAACGUACUAUUCAUACUGACGUUCUUUUUGGGUUACUGAAAAAUGCUGUCAAGAAGAGACCAGAAUUAAAACUAAUUGUGACUUCGGCUACCUUGGAUGCCGUGAAGUUUUCCCAGUAUUUCUUUGAAGCUCCCAUCUUUACCAUUCCUGGACGUACAUAUCCAGUGGAAAUUUUAUACACAAAAGAACCUGAAACGGACUAUUUGGAUGCUUCGUUAAUUACAGUUUUACAGAUCCAUCUCACUGAACCUCCUGGCGACAUCUUACUGUUUUUGACGGGUCAGGAAGAAAUUGACACAGCUUGUGAGAUUCUUUAUGAACGUAUGAAGUCUCUGGGACCCCAAGUUCCAGAGUUGAUCAUUCUGCCUGUCUACUCAGCACUGCCUAGUGAGAUGCAGACCCGAAUCUUUGAUCCAGCUCCUCCAGGUUCCAGAAAGGUUGUUAUUGCCACAAACAUUGCAGAGACUUCUUUGACCAUUGAUGGUAUAUAUUAUGUUGUGGAUCCAGGAUUUGUGAAACAGAAGGUUUACAAUUCAAAAACUGGAAUGGAUUCUUUAGUUGUGACUCCCAUUUCACAGGCUCAAGCCAAGCAGCGAGCUGGCAGGGCAGGACGGACAGGUCCAGGGAAAUGUUAUCGACUGUACACAGAGAGAGCUUACCGAGAUGAAAUGCUGACUACCCCAGUACCCGAGAUUCAACGAACCAACUUGGCUUCUACAGUUUUACAACUGAAGGCUAUGGGUAUUAAUGAUUUGUUGUCCUUUGAUUUUAUGGAUGCUCCCCCCACAGAGACCUUGAUCAUGGCUCUGGAACAACUAUAUUCUCUAAGUGCUUUAGACAGUGAAGGACUUUUAACUCGUCUGGGUCGUAGGAUGGCAGAAUUUCCCUUGGAACCAAGUCUGUCGAAAAUGUUAAUCAUGUCUGUCCAUCUAGGUUGUAGUGAAGAGAUUUUAACUGUGGUAUCUAUGUUGUCAGUCCAGAAUGUGUUUUACAGACCCAAGGAUAAACAAGCUCUGGCUGACCAGAAGAAGGCCAAGUUCAAUCAGGCAGAAGGUGAUCAUUUAACUCUUUUAGCAGUAUACAACUCGUGGAAAAAUAACAAAUUUUCCAAUGCGUGGUGUUAUGAAAACUUCGUACAGAUCAGAACUUUGAAACGUGCACAAGAUGUAAGAAAACAGCUGCUGGGAAUUAUGGAUAGACACAAGCUGGAUGUGCUUUCCUGUGGUAAAAACACAGCUCGAGUUCAGAAGGCUAUUUGCAGUGGAUUUUUUCGAAGUACUGCAAAGAAGGAUCCUCAAGAAGGCUAUAGGACCCUGGUGGAUGGUCAAGUGGUUUACAUCCAUCCAUCUAGUGCCCUCUUCAACCGACAGCCUGAAUGGGUGGUAUACCAUGAACUUGUCCAGACAACCAAAGAAUACAUGAGAGAAGUGACCACAAUUGACCCUAAGUGGCUAGUGGAGUUUGCUCCAGCAUUUUUCAAGUUUGCCGAUCCAACUAAACUGAGCAAGCACAAGAAGCAGCUUCGAUUAGAACCACUCUACAACAAGUACGAAGAACCCAAUGCUUGGAGAAUUUCAAGAGUGAGGAGGAGAAGAAACUAAUUUGUCUACUGUAAAAGUAUUGUAUUCUUGAGUACCUGUCAAACUGCAGUGGAGUAAUUAUUAACAAAACCUAUAAAGCUUGUGAGUUAUGAAAACUUCACACUUAAACAAAAUAAAACUUCAAUCGUAUUAUAGAUUAUAGUGAUCAGAUUUGAAAUGAAAACUUUGAAUUGGUAAGUAAUACUAACUUGCUGGGGUGCACAGAUAAAUGUCUUUAUUGCCUAACAGUAAAGUAUGGUAUGUAAAACAUUCAAGAUUG
Messenger RNA from Limulus polyphemus (Atlantic horseshoe crab), 3851 nucleotides. RefSeq names its product ATP-dependent RNA helicase DHX8-like (gene pea). Gene Ontology annotation, molecular function: RNA binding; RNA helicase activity; ATP binding. Gene Ontology annotation, biological process: mRNA splicing, via spliceosome; spliceosomal complex disassembly. Gene Ontology annotation, cellular component: catalytic step 2 spliceosome; intracellular anatomical structure. The transcript has 26 exons. NCBI's taxonomy places the organism in Eukaryota, Metazoa, Arthropoda, Merostomata, Xiphosura, Limulidae. Bases 137 to 3592 code for a protein of 1151 amino acids. The record is from RefSeq and is a predicted model, not a curated record.